CACCGUCGUACCACCGCAAGUGCAAAGUAGCUCAUACGUACAUCCAUCGGCGCCAGACUACUGAUAGAUUCAGCUCCCUCCACCGACCACCAGACCCAGAUCGAUGGCUUCUUCUUCCGUGCUGCUCGGAGGAGGCGCGGGCGCCGCCGCCUUCACCGGCGCCGCUGCCGGCAAGGCUCUUCCCAGGCCGUGCUUCCUCGCCGCUCGCCCGCACACCGUCAGCGGGCGCCGCCUCUGCCUGCAAACCCCUCCUAGAGCGACUCCCGACGCCGUCGAGAAGGCGAAGGAGGCGGCGGGCGACGCGGCGGGCAAGGUCCAGGAUGCCACGGACAACGCCGUGGAGGGCGCCAAGAGCGCCGGCGAGAGCGUGGUGGACGCGGCCAAGGAUGGCGCGAGCAAGGUGAGCGAGACCGCGCAGGACCUCGGCGGGCAGGCCAAGCAGGCGGCGGAGGAAGCGUGGGACGCCACCAAGGACGCCGCGCAGAGCGUCGCCGACAACGUCGCCGCCGCGGUUGAGGAUGUGAGCAAAUGAGCUCAACAUUUGCCGUCUGAACAUUGAACCUGCAUGGUGUGCAUGCUAGUGUCUGUUUUGUGGGUCUCGUCAUUGACGAUGUAUGCUUUGUACUCCCUCCGUUUCUAAAUAUAAGAUCUUUUAGACAUUACAUUAUAGACUAGAUACGGAGUAAAAUAAGUGAAUCUACGUCCUAAAAUAUGAGUUCAUAGUGGAAUUUCUAAAAGGUCUUAUAUUUAGGAACGGA
Molecule: messenger RNA, 758 nt
Organism: Hordeum vulgare subsp. vulgare (domesticated barley)
Lineage: Eukaryota; Viridiplantae; Streptophyta; Magnoliopsida; Poales; Poaceae
Product: late embryogenesis abundant protein 19-like
Exons: 2
Coding region: 104-532 (142 amino acids)
Source: RefSeq, a predicted model, not a curated record